AUGGUACGAGCCAACAAGCGGCUAGCGGUCCCGUUGGUGACGGCACUUGUCGUUGUGGUGAUCUGGACGAUACUGGCGUUGCAGAAAGCGUCCAACAAAUACUCUCUGGGACUGGUAUUUGUUGAUUCGUAUACACACUACAUGAUGCCACAGGAGAUGAAUCUUCGAGAGAAAGCCGCCCAAACCCUCCGAAACGAAGAGAUCGAGGACCCCUGUACGGUUUUACAUCCAAUCUCCCAUCAAUUUAUCGAUCUUCGUGAACUUUCUUACGUCAGCGAUCAUCAACCCACAUCCAUUUCAUGGCAUGCACGAGCAUUUGACGAUAAACAUCGCAACUACACUCUUGGCGUAUGUGCCAACCCUUAUAAGAAUGAAGGAACAUUUACCAACGAUGUUAAUACCACCGCUGUGGGAGCCUACUUCAAUAACCCAGAUGAUGAUACUCUUAUUCUGAUCGGCGAGUUCUCGACUAAACCCGAGUUCCAUGGUCGAAAACUCACCUUAACCUACAAUAAUGGACUGUAUUGUGAGAAUCUUGUUGAUGCCAAAACUGGUGAACGUAUACGACGAACUACCGUGCUCACGUUUACGUGCGCUCGAGACAUGAUGGCUCGAGCUUCGGUACAUUUUGUUGCUCAAGCUCACGAUUGUACUUAUUUCUUCGAAGUUCGCUCUCAUCACGCCUGUCCCAUGGCUCCAAAGUCAAACAAUUUAGCAGCGGUGUUGAUAUUUGCAUUGAUUUUGAGUGCUGCGGUGUUGGUCUUGGCCCUUGUUACACGUCAAGCACAAAAGAAAACUGAACCAGGAAAGGCUUAA
Messenger RNA from Diutina rugosa, 816 nucleotides. RefSeq lists its product as uncharacterized. NCBI's taxonomy places the organism in Eukaryota, Fungi, Ascomycota, Pichiomycetes, Serinales, Debaryomycetaceae. The record is from RefSeq and is a predicted model, not a curated record. Bases 1 to 816 code for a protein of 271 amino acids. Gene Ontology annotation, biological process: lysosomal transport. The transcript has a single exon. Gene Ontology annotation, molecular function: signaling receptor activity; D-mannose binding.